AUGGCGGGGAACGCGGAGGACCGGGACACUAUGUGCGCGAUCUGCUGGUCAGACUUUGACGAGGCGCCUUGCGAGGCGUUGAUGUGCGGGCACGUUUUCCAUGCAGAGUGCUUGGCGCGAGACAUGGAGGCAAGGGGCGUUUCUAAACGGCUGCAGCGAUGCCCAAAAUGCAAGAUGACAGCAGACGCAGCAGAGAAGGCGCCAGUGGCAGGGGGCCACGGCGUCUUUGCGAUCCCGGACGCCCAGGGGGGGACGCGGGUGCUUCGUCGCCGAGCGCAGGCCAGGGCAUCCGGCAUCUGCGGCGCCGGCAGUUCCUCCGGCGACGCUGCGGGGGCUGCGACGGAUGGCCAGAACGGCAGCGCGCUUCCAGCAGCGGAGGCGGCGCCCGCCGCCGCCGCGGUUCCCCAGGACAUCGUGCCUGCGGAGGCGGCGCCCGCCGACGCCGCAGCGGUUCCCCGGGACAUCGUGCCCGCCGCGGGCGCCCCCAUGGACAUCGUGCCCGCUGCCAGUCAGGGCGGCGAGCUGGCUGGCAGCCAAGCCGGCGACGGCGAGCUGGCUGGCAGCCAAGCCGGCGACGGCCCGGUCAUGCUCGACCCCCUCCGCGGGCUUCAGUGGAGGAGCGCCGCGGCGAAACGACGGAAGAUUAUGAAGGAUGCCCCGGAGCUGGUGCAGCAGUGGAACGAGAGGAUUAGGGCCGCCGCGGGCGCGGGUGCGCUCAACGACGUCCUGUUCAGCAAAGAGACCUCCGCUGGCUUCGAGAACGCGGAGACCGCGGUGGCGACCAUCAAGAAGUGCCUGGAGUCCAUCGCCAAUGACACUAGGGAACCCCACGAACUUGCAGCUGACCUCGACUUUGACCAGCGGCCUGGGCACCCGCUAGUGUGGUACGACGUGGUGAAGCGCAUCUGCGACGCUCAGGGCUACCACCACGAGGGCUUCGCGCUCCUCCUCGAGUCCAACAUCGGCUUUUGCGAGCACAGCGAGACGUACCUGACCCACGAUUUGGGCUGCACCCACCGUGUCUCGCCGUCGCAGGCGUGUCUCGUGUCGCAGAGUGCCUCCAUGCGCAAGAGCCCCCAGCUCGAGUUGGCGGACAGCCUUAUCCUCGACGCCGAGAGCGCGCCACUGGAGUGGGCGGACCGCAAAGUGCUCAUGACGGACGGGACCAAGAAAGGCACCGAGUCCACCCUAGAGCAGUACAGGCGCGGGCUGCUCAGCAGUUCGGAGGGCGCCAAUACGAUCUACGUGGAGGGCUACUCGAGUAAGGAGGCCAGGAUUCACUUCUUCUUCAAGCAGCGCCUGUGCCAGUGGACGCAGGCCGAGUCCAUCUCGUCCCCGACGGGGCAUGGGCCGAUGGCGCUCGUGAAGGGCACGUACAAUUUCGGCUGCCGCAUCAUCACGCAGCCCGAGACAGCGGACUCGACCAUGCGCCCCGGGGCGCAGGGGUGGCACAAGCGCUUGUCCAUCGCGGCGGCGCCUCAGGAGUCGCGUCUUGCAGGGUGGGCGAACGGCUUCGCCGACACUGAGUGCCAGGACUUCCUCAAGGAGAACCGCAUCAACAAGUGGUGGAAGGCAAAGCUUUUGUUUUUCCGUUCUGACCUGCUCCGCUCCUCUCUGAGCACCAUGCGCAUCUUCCAGCACUGCGCGGGCGAGCAGGCGCCGCUGCGUAGCCAGAUCUCCUUCCUCGAACUGGCCGCGGCGCUGCAGCGCGUGCACCGGCAGUGGCAGCUUCACCACGGCGCCUACAUCUCCAUGUUGGCAAAGGACCCGUCCGUGGGCGGGAUGGCGCCUGCUCCGCUGGCGGGGCGCUUGCAGUUGUCUUUGGAGCAGACUUUGCAGGCCGCCCUCUUGCAGCACACGCCUCGAGACGGGCGGAUCACGUACACGGCUUUCCGCUUGGCAGUCCGCGGCAAGCGCGGGCCAGCGUUCAGGGGCGCGACGGGCCAGCCGGGCGUGGGCCCGCUGAUGCCGCGCAUCAAGGUGGCUGUGGCGGCCCUGGUUGCGGGCGGGGUGCUCGAAGAGGCGCCCGGCGCGGACCAGGGCUUCGUGAAGGUGGGCUAUCUCAAGCAGUCCGAGAAGCAAGCGGCCUUUCGCCGCAGCCUCGGCGUCUCGGUAGAG
Messenger RNA from Prorocentrum cordatum, 2118 nucleotides. Lineage: Eukaryota; Dinophyceae; Prorocentrales; Prorocentraceae. The record is from the annotation of a GenBank genome assembly.